UUACUUAUCAGACCGAAUAUUAAUCUUGCUAUAAAACGCUGCGCCUCGUGAGCUUUUUUAAUUUGUGAGCAUAUUACAGCCAAGGUUGCGGAAGCUUUAAAGCUAGGGUGUGUCGGCAAGCAAUCUCUCUCUUUUUACAAUGAUCUACGACGUCAACUCUCCUCUCUUCCGUUCCUUCCUCAGCCAGAAGGGCGGCUCAUCUGAUAAGAGGAAAAUGGAGGAACAGAAGCCAAAGGAACAAAAACCCAAAGCAAGCGAGAAUAAGCCUGUGAUGACAGAAUAAAGCUGUUAACAUGGAGUGAUAGGUGCCUCGUCUACCAUGCUUUAAAGUGGUUUAGAAUGGAUGAAGGCUAUUUCAAAUGCUAUUAUAAAAUAUUAGGAAUUUUGUCUUGGCCAAUAUAAAUGAAUGUAUUUCUGGACUAAGAUUUUGAUUUUGUGAUGAAUGCUUGUUUGGAUAUAGCUGUUAUUUUGAGUUUGUGAUGGGCAUGGCAUUCUGAGAAACUGUUGUGCAUUGAAUGAUCUCUCAAAGCAGAUGAUGAGAUAGUAAACUUCAAUUAAAUCAUAUGUGACUCAUUUUUAGAGAA
This is a messenger RNA of Hevea brasiliensis (rubber tree), 584 nucleotides long. Its product is annotated as wound-induced basic protein. Lineage: Eukaryota; Viridiplantae; Streptophyta; Magnoliopsida; Malpighiales; Euphorbiaceae. The transcript is spliced from 2 exons. The record is from RefSeq and is a predicted model, not a curated record. The coding region runs from base 140 to 283 and encodes 47 amino acids.